Molecule: messenger RNA, 1476 nt
Organism: Aureobasidium pullulans EXF-150
Lineage: Eukaryota; Fungi; Ascomycota; Dothideomycetes; Dothideales; Saccotheciaceae
Product: Sodium/hydrogen exchanger
Exons: 3
Coding region: 1-1476 (491 amino acids)
Biological process (GO): regulation of membrane potential; intracellular potassium ion homeostasis; proton export across plasma membrane
Cellular component (GO): plasma membrane
Molecular function (GO): sodium:proton antiporter activity
Source: RefSeq, a predicted model, not a curated record
AUGGUUUGGGAUCAGCUUGAACCUACACCACCCCAUCUUUCAUACCUUCUUAUCUCGUCCUUCUUGAUUGUCUACUGCCUCUUCGCUACCUUCAUCAGAAACCGCCUUCAUCUGUCUGAACCGCCAUUGGCACUUCUCGUCGGCAUCCUUCUUGGUCCAAGAGUGCUUGGCUGGCUGAACCCAAACUAUUGCAGCCAGCAAGGAUGUUCUGGCGAUGAGAACGAGAGAUGGGGCUGGGGUGAUAACCAGAUCCAGGAGAUUUCUCGAGUCAUUCUUGGUGUCCAAGUCUUCACUGUUGGUGUUGGUUUGCCAAAGUACUAUGCCUCCAAGCACUGGAAGAGUGUUGGUAUUCUUUUGACUCUCGUCAUGACAUUCGGCUGGUUCGUCAGCGCCCUCUUUGCCGCAUUGAUGUUCAAAGUCGAUAUCGCAACUGCACUCGUUAUUGCAGCUUGCCUUACCCCCACCGAUCCUGUCUUGUCCUCUUCCAUUCUCUCAAACAGUCAAUUCAGCACCAGGGUACCGAAGCGUAUCAAGGACAUGCUGUCUGCAGAGUCCGGUUGCAACGAUGGAAUAUCAUUCCCGUUCCUCUAUGUUGGACUCUACGCACUCAUUAAUGCAGAUCCCAAGGAAGCAGUCAAAAACUACUUCCUUAUCACUAUUCUUUGGCAAUGUUCUCUGGGUAUCCUCACUGGCUUGAUCAUCGGCACAGUCUUCAACCGCCUUUUGCGCUUCUCAGACGGCCGCGGCUACAUUGACCCCGCUGGCAUGAUCGCCUUCUACUUGCUUCUUGCCAUCUUCAGCGUCGGCGUUGGCAGUAUUCUAGGCUCUGACGACUUCCUCGUCGCUUUCGGUGCUGGUUACGGUUUCGCUCGUGACGGCUGGUUCAGCAAGAAAACCAAAGAUGCCCACCUCCCAGACGUCACAGACCUCUUGCUCAACUCAGCCUUGUUUAUCUACCUCGGCACAAUCAUCCCCUGGGAGGCCUUUGGCUCCCGCGACAUUACUCCAAACGUAACACCCUGGAGACUGUUUGGAUUCGCAGUCCUGGUCUUGCUUUUCCGUCGCAUUCCUGUCAUGCUAGCGACUUACAAAUUCAACCCAGACAUCCGUACUUUCCGCGAGGCACUCUUCUGCGGACACUUCGGACCCAUGGGUCUAGGUGCAGUCUUCCUUGCCAUUGAAGCUCGUGCGACCCUCGAGACCGGCACCAGCGAGCCAUUGCCUCAUCCUCCGAUCUUCUCACCUCCUUACACCAACCGCGAAAAGGCCACCGAAAUGCUCUGGCCUGUGGUCUGCUUUGUGGUCAUGUGUAGCACUUUUGUGCACGGAUUGAGCGUUCUCGCUCUGAGCAUCUCCAGCCACUUCCGCAGAAAGGAAGGCGAGAGAGCACCGUUGUUGGCCCAGGAGACAGAUCCUCUGGACGGCAUGGAGCAUGAACGUCCCGAAGACCUGCAAAGCACGGACGACGAGGCUUAG